UCUUCGCCUGCUUAAACGGCGCCGCUGUGGACGUCCACGCCGUUAACCAUAAAGCGGAUCUGCUCCGCCGGCCUUUGUUUAACCUGAGAGUUUAUGGCCGAGUGAAAGUCCAACGACUGCAGCAGCUGUUGGAUUCUGACAGAAACCCAAACCACGUCUGUUCUGUCUGCGGUUCUGCCGCGGGAACAGGCGGGGUCCACAGAAGAACACAUGGGUGGGUGGGGCUUCAGGGGUCAGACGCCUUCCCCUCCGACGGUCACAGAAGCUGUCAGAAAACCCGAUUUUGAUGAUUUCAUCAGAAACUCGUCUGUUUUACUGCAGGACGUUUUAUGAGCCAAUAAAAGCGACUGGUUACACGUUAACCAGCAGGUCCUCCUGCAGCCGCAUGCAGAUUCCACAGCCAUCGAUCCAGGACCGGGGUGUCCGCCGGCUGCAGCGGUGCAGAUUUUUUUCCAGUGAAAACCUUUGAUCAGUUGUGAAACGGCGACCUUCUCCGCUCAGAUGGAUCCUGGCGUGGAAGGCCGUCUCCAUGCCGACAGCCUCACCAACAUCCUGAGGAUGCUGGGUUCCCGCAGAGCAGACGGAUCCCAGAGCGCACUCGUCCUCAACGUGCUGUUGCUAGGAGACAAGCAGAGUGGGAGGAGCUCUGUGGGGAACGCUCUGAUUGGUGGAAAUGAGUUCCAGACCGGCUCGAACGUUCACGACGUUUCCAUGACGACCGAGUCUCGGCUUCUGAGUCGGAAUUUUCCAAAGUACUUCAGGAGACAGGGCGCAGAGACGGAUCUAACCCUGAGAGUGAUGGACACGCCCCCUCUGACGGCCGGCCCGCUGGGCUUGCAGGAGUCCUGCCCUGAAGGAGUCCAUGUCCUGGUGAUCGUGGCGCGCGCUGACCGCCCGUGCGGCGCACACGUGCAGAAGCUAGCACAGAACCUCCUGGGUCCAGACUGGCGUCAACACACUUUAAUCGUCUUCACACACGCUGACCACCUGAGAGAGGCGGGGCUUAGCCAGACAGACUACCUCGAUCAGACUGCUGACUGGAUGACAGCCUUGGCAAAGGAGGUUAGGGGCGGAGUCUGUUUCCUGGACAACAGAUGCGAUUGGCCCAUAAUCGUAGGUCGACCCCUCAGAGACCAAGUCCUGAGGCUCUCAGCCACCAACCAUCACCGAGCGCUGAGCGUCCGGACAGACGCCGCGGGGAACGCCUAGCAUGUUCAGAGGAACUCUCCAUCAUCACGCUUUUGUCUCUUUGGACACAGAAAAUCCUCGCUUCGCUCUGCUUUACGCGUACGAUGGCCGAAGACGUGAACCGAUGUUUGUCUGAGUAAAACCCUGAAGAUGUCUGACGAACGCAAAUGUGAGUCUUUGCUCACUGAGACGUCUGAACACGGGUUCCAGAUGAAAGUGAAGCAGGAACAUCUUCAACAGUCGCGCUGCGAGUAACACAACAAUCAAAUACAACAAUGUUCAAUUGUCGUAUUUGAUUGUUGUUCUUUUUAUCUUUUCAGGUAGAAACUUUAACAUCUGUCCGGUUAAAACAGAUUAAAAACAGCCGCUGGGUGAUUCUGGCUCUUUGUUGUGAUGUUUUCAAUGUUCACCGUCCCAAAGAAAUGAAUAAAAGU
This is a messenger RNA of Oryzias latipes (Japanese medaka), 1622 nucleotides long. Its product is annotated as GTPase IMAP family member GIMD1. Gene Ontology annotation, molecular function: GTP binding. NCBI's taxonomy places the organism in Eukaryota, Metazoa, Chordata, Actinopteri, Beloniformes, Adrianichthyidae. The record is from RefSeq and is a predicted model, not a curated record.